GCAGAAAAUUGUUUACUCCUGUUUUCCGACAAGCUUCACAAGAGCCAAACUCGUAAAACCACCGCCAAAGAUGGGAGGGCGGGUGAUGAUUACAAAGCCUUUAUAAUGUUUUCACUUGGUCGGUCCUCGUUGCGCUGUGCGCACCGGGCCGGGCUGCCACGGCCAAGAUUGGCGUCUGAGGUUGUGGUUCAGAAUAGAACUCUGCCGCGGUGUUAUAGCGUAUCCCGAGAUCCUUCAGAGUUGAAGGGCCGGAGGGAACCCGCCGCAAGUGAGCCCAGCAAUUUCUUGUCAUCUGUAAAGGAUGCCAAGCCUAACCAGACUGGUCAGGCCACCACUCAAGUAGAUGCUGUGAAACCUUCCUGGACCGUGGAAUCCAAAACUACCACUAAGAUUAAAAACAUAGCCGACAUGCCCCUUUCAAAACUGUUCGACGUGUGUCCUUCAGAUAGUAACUCCGGCCGUAUGAGAGUGGUGCGUGGGAUCGAAGAUAUAGAUGAACCCCUGACCGCAAAAGGCCGCAUCAUGAACAUCCGCAGCCACGGCUCCCUGAUAUUCCUGGACAUCGCCGGCGACUACGAGACGCUGCAGGUCGCUAUCAGCUACGCAUUUCUGAAAGAAAAGUCCCCAGCUGAGAUGGAAGGCGUCAGCCUCCGCGACUUUAAAGCAAAGGGUGCCCAGCUGCAGCGCGGCGACUGGGUCGUCGCCGCCGGGCACAUGGAGGCAGACAGGCGUGACGGCCUGCGCAUGCGCGCACAUAACUUCCCCUCGAUCCGCGCCAAGGCCCUCAACAUACCGCCCCUUUCCGUCAUCGACGAUGGGCUCAUGAGCCAAUCUCGCCACCUGGACCUGAUGCUCAACAAGGUGAGCGUCGAUGCGCUGCGCGCCCGCGCCCGCAUCAUCCAGACCGUCCGCCGCACCCUCGACGACCGCGGCUACGUCGAGGUCCAGACGCCGCUGCUGGCGGGUUCGGCCGGUGGGGCGACGGCCCGCCCAUUUGCCACGACGGCCACAGAGUUUGGUUCCUCGCAGCACCUCGCCCUCCGCGUCGCCCCGGAGCUCUGGCUCAAGAGGCUCGUCAUGGGCGGCAUGGACCGCGUCUACGAGGUCGGGCCUUGCUUCCGCAACGAGGGCGUCGACGCCACCCAUAACCCCGAGUUCACCAUGUGCGAGUUCUACGAGGCCUGGGCAGACCUAGACCACCUCAUGCUCAUGACGGAGAGGCUGAUGCAGCUCAUCUCAUCCGACCUCAAGGCCGCGUCCAAAGACGCAGAGGCCGUGGGCCGUCGCCCCUGGCUGCUGCCCGACAUGGACCGCAUCGCCUCCACUUUCUGUGAAGAAGGCACCACCCCCAAAGUCCACUUCAUCACGAGGCUUGAGCAAGCGCUGGGCUUCAAGCUCCCCGACCUGGAAUCCACCACAGCGUUGGCGGAAUUAAUAAUGAAACUACGCGAGCGGGGCGAGGAUGCUGACAUCCUUGCCGCCGCCGACUACCCGGAGCAGGGAGACGCCGCCACCACCACGGCGCCCAUGACGCUACCCAAGCUCCUUGACGACCUGGGCUCAAAAUACGUCGAGAAGUGCUCGACCGUUGGGCCCCACCGGGCAUUCUUUGUCACGCACCACCCGGCCUGCAUGGCGCCGCUGGCGCGAAGCGGCGUGUGCCCCAUCACCAAGCAGAAGGUCGCUCUCAGGGCCGAGUUCUUUGUCAAUGGCGUCGAGCUGGCCAACAUGUACGAGGAGGAGUUUGAGGCCGACGAGCAGGAGCGCAAGUUCAACGCAGCGGCGCGGUUGAGGCGUGAUGCCGUCGGGCUCAACAGCGACGAGGCCAGCUACGUCUUGGCCAUGCGUGGCGGCAUGCCGCCCACAGGAGGAUGGGGCUGUGGUAUUGACAGGCUUGCCAUGCUCUUCACCGGCAAGCCGAGGAUCCGGGACGUCCUGACCUUUGGGAACUUGAGGAACGUGGUGCACGCGACGCGGUUGCCGGGACCAUGGAAUGCCGCAGCGAAGCGUUUUCGGUUGUGAUGCUGGCGAGGAGCUUGUCAGCGAGUGAAUGUAGCCGCGUCUAUGGCUGGGUUAUAUAUCUGAGCACUCUGAGCAGUCUGUGGGAAGACAGCAGGCCCACGCUGCGGAUGAUUAGCGUCAAGGGCUGUCUUUGUUUGGAGUUGGUGUGAGCGCUCCUGAAUGUAUUAUUUUAAUGUACAUGUACCGUGUAUCGUCGAGAAUCCUUCCUUGUACCGUAUCAUAGGUAGAUACCAGUUGAAUCAUGUUUCCUUUUGAAUCCCA
This is a messenger RNA of Pyricularia oryzae 70-15, 2283 nucleotides long. Its product is annotated as lysyl-tRNA synthetase. Gene Ontology annotation, molecular function: lysine-tRNA ligase activity; ATP binding; tRNA binding. The coding region runs from base 106 to 2022 and encodes 638 amino acids. Lineage: Eukaryota; Fungi; Ascomycota; Sordariomycetes; Magnaporthales; Pyriculariaceae. The record is from RefSeq and is a predicted model, not a curated record. Gene Ontology annotation, biological process: mitochondrial lysyl-tRNA aminoacylation. The transcript is spliced from 2 exons. Gene Ontology annotation, cellular component: cytoplasm; mitochondrion.